Bufo gargarizans (Asiatic toad) is the source of this 4138-nucleotide messenger RNA. Its product is annotated as 7-methylguanosine phosphate-specific 5'-nucleotidase A-like. NCBI's taxonomy places the organism in Eukaryota, Metazoa, Chordata, Amphibia, Anura, Bufonidae. Bases 103 to 1119 code for a protein of 338 amino acids. Gene Ontology annotation, molecular function: 5'-nucleotidase activity; magnesium ion binding. The record is from RefSeq and is a predicted model, not a curated record. The transcript has 9 exons. Gene Ontology annotation, cellular component: cytoplasm.
UUCUGCCGUACCCGCCGUGCCUUGGCUCCACGUCUGCGGCACAUGUGGAUGUUAUCAGCCAGCGCUCUGGGGUUACUGUGAUACCGGCCUAAUAAGGGCUGCAUGCAUUCCGCCACUAGGGGGCGCUGUAUUAAUGUAAAGAGCGCUCUGUACUCUGCAGGCUCCAUCCUCAUAGAGUUCUAUUGCCUGCAUAUAUACAGUGUGAGCAGACGCGGGGACUGCAGAGGAUUCCGAGGCGGAAGAGCCAUGCUUAUCCCGGAGCUGAGCAAAGAGACAGUCCGCAUGAAGGACCCAGAAAAAGUCAGACAACUGAUCCUGGCAUUAAAGAAUGGAGGCGAUAAGAAAUUACAGGUGAUCUCUGAUUUUGACAUGACACUGAGCCGGUUCCAAUAUAAUGGACAGAGGAGUCCCACUUGCUAUAAUAUUAUUGACAACAGCAAGAUGAUUAGUGAGGACUGCAGGAAGAAGUUGAAGGAUCUCUUCAAUAUCUACUACCCCCUUGAGAUCGACCCAGAUCGGACCAGUCAAGAAAAGUUCCCGCUCAUGGUGGAAUGGUGGAGUAAAGCUCACACUCUGCUCUGUGCACAGAAGAUUGAGAAGCAGAUGCUGUCACAGGUUGUGAAGGAGUCACAGGCGAGGCUAAGGGAAGGGUUUGAGGCAUUUUUUGACACCUUGCACCUCAGUGAGAUCCCUCUUUUUAUCUUCUCCGCUGGGAUCGGUGAUGUUCUGGAGGAGAUUAUUCGCCAGGCCGGGGUGUAUCACCCCAAUAUAAAGGUGGUCUCUAACUACAUGGAUUUUGAUGAGCAAGGUGUCAUGACCGGAUUUAAGGGUGAAAUAAUUCAUACCUAUAACAAGAAUAACUCUGUCCUGAGAGAUACUGAGUAUUUCCAGCAGAUCAGCCACCGCAGUAAUAUCCUGCUCCUGGGAGAUACUUUGGGCGACCUCACAAUGUCUGAAGGAGUCACAGCUGUGGAGAACAUUCUUAAGAUCGGCUUCCUGAAUGACAAGGUUGAGCAGCUGACAAAUCAGUUUUUACAGUCCUAUGACAUUGUCCUGGUCAGGGACGAAACCCUGGAUGUGGCGAACGGUAUUCUCAACUUCAUUACUGCCAUGAACUGAUCAAUUCCAGCACACUAGAACUCCAUUAAUCCUCAAGCGGGUACGGAUUCCUUCCAUCAUGACAUAGGGAUGUCGUUGACUUCAAUUGUUGUUACCAAGACCCUUCUAAAAUGUGCCGUACUAAGCGGGGGAUGUGGAUGUCACUGUCAUGAAGAUGUACAAGAGGUUUAUCACUUUGGACGUUUAUGUUGUAUCUGAUGUUCUACAUGAGAAGAGGCUGAGUCUGCACCAUUGCGCCACCUUGUGGAUGCUUAGAUAGCAUGUCCUGUACGCAGUGCAUGAGAUUUACAGGAAACUCUGGGGCAGAUUUGCUAAUCCUAUAGAUGGCAUAAAGGUAGGAGGUCUAGACCUGCACUAGAUUUAUUACAUUGCCUCAGUCUAGAUGAUGAGGCUGCUUUCACAUCUGUGCUUUUGCUGUCCAGUUUUGGGAUCUCAAAACCACAGCAAAACCCUUCCAUUAUAAUAAUACAACCCGCUGUAUCUGUUCAGAACGGAUCUGUUGUAUUAUAUUGAAAUUGAAGAAACCGUAUCCGGCACUAAAACCAUUUAAAGUCAAUGAGGUCUGGAUCCGGGUUUUUUUGUGUCAGAAAAAAACCCAGAUCUGGCACCAGUGACUUACAGGUUUUUUAUUGAUGGAUCCGGUUUCUUCGUUUUCCCACGCCGCACACAAAAAUACUGCUUGCAGCGAUUCUGUGUCCGGCGUGGGAACACAACAAAACGGAAUGGAAUGCAUUUUGGUGCACUUCAUUAUGGUUUGUUCAGUUUUGUGCCCAUUGACAAUGAAAGUAGCCUAAAUCUGGUGCAGGGAUUGACGCCUUUCUCUGACGCUAUACCAGCCCUCGGUUGGCUUACUGUGAGACAGAAUUGUGGGACAAUUUUAGAGCAUAAUGUCAUUCGCAAUAUUAGACCACGUCCCACCCCCUUUUCAGGCAAGAUAAAAAAAGGUGUAGGAACCCUAGUGUCAUGCAUACAGCCACUGCCAUUUUGCAGUCCACAAACCACGGAUCCACAAAAAAAACAGGUACUGGCCAUGUGCAUCCCUUACUUUCCUUGGUCCCGAUUUAUAGAACAAGAAUAGGAUGCUCUAUAACUUGCAGAACUGCCGCAUGGAUGAGAUCCGUGUCUGUGUGCUGUCCACGUUUUGCGGCCCCAUAUAAAUGAAUGGAUCCGCCUGUAAUCCUUAAAAAAUGCCGAUGAGCCAUGGACCCAAAAUAUGGUUGUGUGUGAGAGACCUAAUUGUGUCAAUUUGCACUACUUUUUAGACAGAUUUUAGAUGCAGACACAUUAGUAAAUCUGGGCCAAUGCGUUAUAGGGAAGGAACAGACUUCCUUUAUAAAGCCCCUGCCGUACAAUGAUAGGUGUAGUUGUACGCACACAGGAAACCUACACUUAUAGACCAAAGAAACGCAUAGACGGCACAUGGCUUCUAACCUCUUAAGUGAUGUUUUCCCAGCUUGCUGUAUGGCAUCUCCAUUACCCACCAAAGAUUUGGGAACUAUAAACCUACCUCUGUGCCCAUGUGUGAGACCGAGAAUACUGCAAGGCAACCAAUGUAGAGAUGUAGCGGUGCUCAUCUUGAUUUCUAACUGGUUAAAGGGGUUUUCCAAGAUCUUAAUACUGAGGCCCUAUCCUCUUGAUAGGUCAUCAGUAUUUGAGCGAUGUGCUUCUUUUUCACCCAGACGAUAAGGCCCCAUGCACAUGAGCAUAUUUUUGGUCCAGCUAGAACAGCCCCACCGAUGCAGACAGCACAUACAUGAAAUACAUGUGCUGUCUGCAUUUUUUUGCAGCCCCGUAGAAAUAAACGAGUCCGCAUCCUUGGGCCUGUUCCGCAGAUUACAGAACACGUCUUUUUCUUGUCUGUUUUGCAGACAAGAAUAGCCAUUUCUAUAAUGUGAACCAAGGACAGUGUGGGAUGCACACGGCAGGUAUCCAUAUUUUUCAGAUCCGCAGCUUGCGGACUGGGAAAUACAGUUGUGUGCAUGAGGCUUAAAAGGGGUCCUGUGCAAUUCCUUUAAUUCUGCAGGUAUUCUUUAUCACAAGAAGGUAAUCUGAAACAGGACUUCUUUAUCUUUUUCUCCUAGGGCCCCACCAGCCAAAAAAGGACUAUGCCUGGACCUUACCGUUGGCUGUCAUCCAUGCCAACAUGUGUAGUCUGUUAUGAGAUCACUGCACCAUAUGAUUUCUUACUGUCUCGCUAACAACUGGGGGCAUUCUGAAGGUUGUGUUUACAGGUGCUUCACUCAAAGGGGUUUUCCCACUUCAGACAAUAGGGGCAUAUACUGCGCAUGCUCAGCCGCCCCACAUUCAUUUCUGUGAGGUUGCCGAAACUAGCUGAGCUCUGGCUCGGCUAUUUCUUUCAGGCCCAUAGAAGUGAAUGGGAGCAGUGGCCACUCAAGCGUUGUGCGCUCCCAUUCACUUCUAUAGGGAGACCGCUUGGUGGUGGCCGGACCUGGGGUCCUCCAGCAAACACUUUCCCCGCUACGUUCUUGGUAUAAGUGCGGGACCCACACCUAUCGGACAAUGGGGACAUAUCCUAGCAAUUAUACUUCCAUUGUCUCAGAUGGGAAUACCCCUUCAAUAGAUUUUUGGUCAGUGUUACGUCCUUGUAUAGAAGCUGUUCCAUCAUAGGAAAACUUAUCUCAAAAUGUCCUACUUUUCCACUUCUUGUUUUUAGUUAGGUUCUCCAUGCUGGUGGAAGGGGGACCAUCAACCAGCACUAGCAUCUAAAAGCCACCAUGUAUGACUAGCCUUAUACUGAGACCCUUUCACCAGCUGUUCAUAUCAUAGCUCCCACGAUUUGUGUCCAUCCAUCUCUUUAAAUUGAGGCAUAGGCCCAUUUCCCAUCCCCCACAGUAGAAUAAUCCUUUGUUAUCUGGUUUUAAAGUCUAUCAACUAUAUGUCCCAUGUGCAGUGUUAGGGUGUAGGUACAGUCACAUUCUAACACCUCUGUACAUAUUGGACCUCUAACCCCUAUCUUGUUUUCCAAAAUGCAUUGCUUUUAAUAAAACUGAUUACUAUC